This is a messenger RNA of Globicephala melas (long-finned pilot whale), 6602 nucleotides long. RefSeq names its product FOS like 2, AP-1 transcription factor subunit (gene FOSL2). Gene Ontology annotation, cellular component: nucleus. Gene Ontology annotation, molecular function: DNA-binding transcription factor activity, RNA polymerase II-specific; RNA polymerase II cis-regulatory region sequence-specific DNA binding. Gene Ontology annotation, biological process: regulation of transcription by RNA polymerase II. Lineage: Eukaryota; Metazoa; Chordata; Mammalia; Artiodactyla; Delphinidae. The record is from RefSeq and is a predicted model, not a curated record.
UCUCCGCGCGCUCCUCCCUGCAAGGUGGAGUCUGGGGUUGACGUGAGGUGCAGGGGCUGGAGAAUAAAGAGUGUGGAGUUGAACUCGUGCCAUUGUAGUGACUCAUCUCGGGCAGAGCGCUGGGGCUCCGAGCAAACCAGCGAGCAAGCGAACGGCGUUCGGCGGGGACAGAGAGAGGGAGUGAGAGAGGCGCGGACGGGCGACACGGGCCCGUCCGGGAGCGGGCGCCGGGGAAGGGGUGCAGGUCCGGGCGCCGCAGCUGUGGCACGGGGAGCGGAGCCGCGUCCCUCUCCGCGCCGGCUCAACUGGAACCCCACCGGCCGCGGGCCGGGCGCAGGCUGCCUUCUUCUAGUCAAGUGUCCGAACCGCUCGAAACUCUGGCGGCGAGUCGGCCACAGGAAGUUUAUUCUCAGCUCCUUUUCUAAAAGGAGGAAAUAGAAGUUUCUCCAAGCGGGCAGCCUUUCUUUUCGCCUUUUUUUGCCCUGCCUGAAAUCGGGGGUCCCCAGACCUGGCAGGCUUGACUCGCCGGGCUCCUAUUCUUUUUUACUUUCCAAUUUUUGAUUGAGCCGGCGGUCCGGGCUGAGCUCCGGUUGCGCGCGGGGGCAGGAGGGCGCGCGCAGGGGAGGGACAGAGGGACGCGCGGACUUUUUAGUGGGAGGGACCGGGUGGACAGCCGGACCCGCAGCGCUCGUAGAGCAGGAAAGAAGUGCAGCGCUCGGCGCUCGGGGGGCACUGUUCCCGGGGUGUCGCCGCCGAGGGGCAGAAGCCCGGGAGCGAAGACUAGAGCCCGAGGCGCGGCCCGCAGGGAGCCAGCGUUCAGCAGCCGGUGCGCGGCCUCGGCGAGGGCGGGGGAAGAAAAACACCCUGUUUCCUCUCGGGCCCCCACCGCGGAUCAUGUACCAAGAUUAUCCCGGGAACUUUGAUACCUCAUCCCGGGGCAGCAGCGGCUCUCCUGCGCACGCCGAGUCCUACUCCAGUGGCGGCGGCGGCCAGCAGAAAUUCCGGGUAGAUAUGCCUGGCUCAGGCAGCGCCUUCAUCCCCACCAUCAACGCCAUCACGACCAGCCAGGACCUGCAGUGGAUGGUGCAGCCCACGGUGAUCACCUCCAUGUCCAACCCGUACCCCCGUUCGCACCCCUAUAGCCCCCUGCCGGGCCUGGCCUCUGUCCCCGGGCACAUGGCCCUCCCAAGACCCGGCGUGAUCAAGACCAUUGGCACCACUGUGGGCCGCAGGAGGAGAGAUGAACAGCUGUCCCCGGAAGAGGAGGAGAAGCGUCGAAUCCGGAGGGAGAGGAACAAGCUGGCCGCGGCCAAGUGCCGGAACCGCCGCCGGGAGCUGACCGAGAAGCUGCAGGCGGAGACGGAGGAGCUGGAGGAGGAGAAGUCGGGCCUGCAGAAGGAGAUCGCUGAGCUGCAGAAGGAGAAAGAGAAGCUGGAGUUCAUGCUGGUGGCCCACGGGCCCGUGUGCAAGAUCAGCCCCGAGGAGCGCCGGUCACCCCCGGCCUCCGGGCUGCAGGCCCUGCGCAGUGGGGGCAGUGGAGGGGUAGGCGCCGUGGUGGUGAAGCAGGAGCCCCUGGAAGAGGACAGCCCCUCGUCCUCGUCGGCGGGGCUGGACAAGGCCCAGCGCUCCGUGAUCAAGCCCAUCAGCAUCGCUGGGGGCUUCUAUGGGGAGGAGCCCCUGCACACCCCCAUAGUGGUGACCUCCACUCCUGCCAUCACCCCGGGCACCUCGAACCUCGUCUUCACCUACCCCAGCGUCCUGGAGCAGGAGUCGCCUGCGUCGCCCUCUGAGUCCUGCUCCAAGGCUCACCGCAGAAGCAGUAGCAGUGGGGACCAGUCGUCAGACUCCUUGAACUCCCCGACUCUGCUGGCUCUGUAACCCAGCUCCCAGGGGCGUCCUCGUCACUGCCUCCUUCCCAGGGACCAGCACCCUUCAGCACUCCAGGGCCACGAGGGUAAGAAGGGGACCCUGCCAGAGAGCUUCCUGGUUCUGGGGAGACCCAGGUGGGAUUUGGAAGUGAGGCGCUGGAGGACUUGGACGAUCUCUUGGAAGUCACGGGACCUCCUCCCUCGUUCAUCUUGCAAAGCAAAUCCUGUUUCUUGAAAAACGUUGGACAACUUCGUUCGGCGGACCCGGGCAUCUCUCUGGCUUCUGAAGAGCCUGAAGCUGGUGUGGACCGUUCCCGUCCCUUUGUCACGACAUGUCUCUGGAGUGAUGGUGUCUUUCUCUGCCCCACCAAGCAUGCUCAGUGCCUUUUGGUUUCACCUUCCCACUAUUUGCCCCUUCCUUCCCCCAGUGUCAAUUUCACUUCCUCUUGGUUUUUAUCAAAUUUGCCAUGACAUUUCAUCUGGGUGGUCUGAAUAUUAAAGCUCUUCAUUUCUGGAGAUGGGGCAGCAGGUGACUCUUCUGCUGGGGCUGACUUGUCCAGAAGGGGACAGUCGAUGUGCAAUACAGAACCUUUCCUCCCCUGACACUCCCGGUCCACCACCAUCUCCAGAACCACCAGCAGGGCUCCCUGAGCUCUCGAGGAGAUGCCGCCACCGCUGGGAGGCUCGGAGGACCCUUCCUCCCCAUCCUCGGAGACGGCUUUUGGAGGAGCGGCUUGGCCAAAAGACAGGGUGUGAGUGAGACAGCCGGGGCACAGAUUGGGUUUGCCAAAUGCCUAAUUACCGGGCCAGGAAUAGUGCCAACAAUCCACAUGGGUGUCUUGAGUAGGACGUCUCCUGUAAUUACUGCCUCGGCGUUCUGCCCCGGACCCUUCUCUCCGGACCAGGGAGGCAUCCCUCCCUAGGAGCCACAAAUCACUCCAAGUCCCUGCCGGCUCUGCCCUCCUCCACCCUGCCUCUUAGGGUGAUGCCACCCACGGAGGUUUAAUGAGCGUGGGCCUGGCCCCUCCCCAAGCCUCAAAAGCGCCUCUGCUGUGGACAGAAAUGCAGGGGGAGGAAGGAGGGAGGCAGUCGGAGUGGGGUUCGCCUCGCAGCAGCCCCAGCACCCGCUUCUCACCUCUCACCCAGGUGCCUGUUCAACCCCCUGUGGCCGUCUGCUACCUAAUGGAGCUAGUGCUUUUGCUUGUACACUCCCCUGCCCCUCACCCCAGCGUGCUCCUCAGAUCCAUCAGCCAGUUGUGAGCAGCUGGCCCAGAGCUGUCACUGUGGCUUGCAGCGUACAUGCCAUGCUUGGGGGCUGCUGAAAUCAGAGAGGAGAUGUGUUGCUUCCCGCUGCAAGCUAGCUGCUCCCUUCCCAUGGGGUGGGGGGCAGGGAAGGGGUCCUCCAGCCUCGCCAAGAGCACAGCUCAGCAGAGCUCAGCGUGGUCCCCACCUCCCACCCCUCAAAGCCUUUUUCUCCCCAGGGUUGAUCUUCCAGAAUGAGCUUCUGCUGGGCUAGUGCUCUGAGGGAGACCCCGCUAUUGUGAUUCAGCUCUAGAGAUCAUUGGAUGAUAAUUUAAAAUUAUAUAGAUAUUAUUUAAAUCAACCCAGUGGGGGUUAGAACUCAAAGUUGGACUCCGGGGAGAGAGAGAGAAAGAGAGCAGUGACAUGGUUCCCUGUUCCCUAUUCCCUUCACGUACCCAGGCCUGGCACGCGGGCUGGCAUUUAAUGUCCAUUAUCCACUUGCCAUGCACUAGACACACAGAAUGGAACAGCCAAAUGCCUAAAAUACACAGACUGCUGUGACUGGGAGUGACGUGUGGAGAGAUAGGGCAUGAAGAGAGAGGAGAUUAAAAGAAAAAGUAUUUUGUCCCCAAAUGCUUUAAAAAUGUUAUUUCCCACAUUCCUUGGCUGUGACACUGCCCUCCCAGUUCCCCAGAAGUUCUGGGCGGGGCGCUCCUAAUAAGAUUGGGCCACUGGGUUUCUCUGGCUUCAGAUUAAUCAAGGACGCGGAAGUCAGCAAGGAGUAGCAGGAGACGGGCAAAGAGAGCUGGGGUGUGCUCAGCUCUGAAAGGCUUAAUCAUCUCAAGUGGUGUUUGUGGCCAAUUGGGAGCUAUUUGCUUCUUUUUGCAUAUAUAUAUAUAUUUCUUAAACGAAGCUGCUUUCUGGUGUUUUAUUUCUAAAAGUCCCUUUGUGCCCCACUUUGCACAGCCCUGAUCCCAAGGCAGGUCCCGGUAUGUGACUUGGGGCCGGGCUGGACAUGCCCGAGACAGUGUCUGGCUUUCGUUCCGAUUUCAAGCUGCGUUGGCUUUGGGACCAGCAGAAAGCAAAAGCCCAGCCGCCUCUCAGGAUCUUGAGGCCUCCGGAGCCGUGUUUCUAUUCAGGACCCUCUAGCUUUGUUCUGGGAGGUAGUCUGGCUUCCCCAAAGCCAGAGGUUAUUCGGAGAAGGCGGAAUGUUCACACCUAACACACUAGUGUACCCUCAGUCACUUCCUCCUGGCUGUUCUCCAAGUUCACACCAGACCCAGGCCUGCCUCCUCCUCUUCCCCCUCAGGGAGCAGCCGCAGCGGGGAGGCCUUUGUGCUCGGGCAGGGAACCCUGUGCUCCCCCUGUGUCCCCAGCCGUGAGGCAGCUGGUGUGGACUCCAGUUGGGCUGCAGGCAGCUCUGGGAUGGCAUAGGGCAGGCACCCCUUGACAGGCUGGUGUGAAACACACCGUCCCCUUGGCCACCUGGCUGGCCUCUCUGGGAAUAGUCCUCUUCCUGGCUGGGUGGAUGGGGACAGCUGCUGACACAGGAAAGAGAGGAGAUCCCAGGUGAAGUUCAGGCGAUUGCCAGAGCCAACUCAAAGCAGAGAGUUCAUUGAGGACGUUUCCAGAAAGAAGUCAUUGUUCUGCCUGUGAGACAGGCCAGGUGUCUUCACUGUGCCCAAUAACACAAGCAUCUCAACGCCAAGAACCAUCAGAGGCUACUGGUUCCCUUUCUCAGGCUUUGGGGAAAGGAGUCUCCUCUCUGCUCCCACAUGGCUCCACUUUAAGGAUGAGCUCAACUUCCAGGCAUUGGGACUUUUCUCCCAUUUCCCUGAUGGACCACCAGUGCUUCUUGCGGUCUCAUCUUGUAACUUUCAGGUUGAUUUCCUCCUCUGAUGAGACAUCCACGUGGCCUCUUUAAGAAGGAAAAGAAUAACACCUACUAUGUGCCAGACGAUGUGUUAGGCACUUAUAUAUAUAUAUACCUUCUUUAGGGUGAGACUGAGCCAUGAGGACUUCCCUUAUUAAAAGCCCACAAGUAAUGAAUAAACAAAAACACUUGGAGGUGAGAAGGUCUUUCUCCAAAGAUCCGAGGCAAGAUUGCCUUCAGUCCGAGGUUUGUUCUCAAAGACCCAUCCCCUACAAUAUCCUUCCACCUCUAAACUUGUUUUCCCUGGGAUGUGCUCCUUUGCACUCUUCAGAUGGUUGACCUGCGUUUUAUAGAAUUUGUGGACCAAUAGGAUACGUGGUGUGUGUAACUUUCUUUUAAAAACUUAAGUAAAGGGGUCUUGCUAUUUUCUGCUUGUUGAGUCUUCUUGGCAUUCAUCUUAAAAGCCAGCAUCUCACUAUUUAUUGACAGGUCGUGUGUGUGUGUGUGUGUGUGUGUGUGUGUGUGUGUGUGUGUUCGUGUGUACAUUUCUAAGUGUGCCCAUGUCCUCCUGCACCUUUUAAAAAGGAAACCCAGUCACCCCACUACCUAUUUGACAUCUUUUCAUGCUUCUAGUAUUUUGGUCAUACAUCAAAAAGGGUUUUAAUUUUCUAACGCUGACAUGUUCAGGAGGAGCUGGGUCAAAUUUUGAGCGGGGCGUGGGAAGGGGAGGGGGAGAAGAAAUUGACAUUUAUUUUAUUAUUUAUUUUAAAUGUUUACAUCUUUGUGUUGUACCAAGCCUGAAUAGAAACAGAUAGCAUUAAAAUGCUUAGUUCCUCUCUCCCUCUCUUUCUUCUUUAUAAUUUUUUUAAAAAUUUAGGCUAAUGAUACUUUUGUUUCUAAAAUGAUUUGUGACUUGUGCUGUAUAAACUGUAUAAAAAAAGGUCUGUUUUGAAAGAUGGACUGUCAUUCCUCUAGGGACAGGGGUCACCAAGAAGUCUACGUUGUAAGAGAACCUGCCCUGUUCCUCAAAAAAUUAUUUUCUCUGUAUGAUUAAAAGUUUAUUCCAUUUCUUUUAGUUUGUGGUUACUUGAUAUUGAGGAAGGAAAUCUUCACCUUUGUAUAAAGAAUAGGUAUCAGGGUGUCUUUUCUGCAGUGAGAGAUGUAUAUAUAGUAUUUUGGAUAUAGUAGACAAUCAUAAGCUUUGUGCAUCUGUAUUUGAGGUAUGUCGAUGAUGUGGCGUAAAGACUGCUAUAAGAUCCUGGAGGCAAAAAAAAGUUGUACAAGAUUCCUACAGCUUGAUGGGGAAUUUAUCUUUCUGAACACCUUGUUUUCUUUCUUUUUUUAAGUAUUGGUGGAAUGGUCCCAUUGGAAAGGCUGCUAAAUAGGCCUCUCCAGGCAGGACUGUGAUCUCAGAAAUCUUUGUAUACUUUUGAAAAUUGAGGAGUAGCUCUGCUCUAAAGCAUCUCUGGUGGUGUUUUGUUGUUGUUGUUCUGUUUUGUUAUUUUACUGUAAUACAAGCCUACAGUAUUUGCACUAAAGAAAGCUUGUUAGAAAAAGCUUGCUGCUAUGGAAGAGAGAACAUAUUACAACUUUUUUUCCUUUUUUUUUUUUUUUUUUUU